AUUAGUAUAAAAAGGAUUGACAAUACAAACAGUUAUUGUAUAAGACAAUUGAAAACUAUUAUUUGCGAAUUUGAAAACAGUUUUUAGAGUCAUGAAAAUGACCGUGAAAUUAUUCCUGUUGAUAGUCUUGUUGUCAGUCAAAACAUUUGCCAUCGACUUUACAACCAUUGGUCAAAAAGAGAUUGUUGAUUACAUCAAGAAUAGGGCUGAUGUACUUUAUGGAGCCAAGUUGAGUGAACGGAACCUUCAGGAUUUGUUGAGCAGUGCUGUUUUCACUGGACUCGAAGAGGAAGCAUUAACAUUUGCUUAUGGCAAAUCAGUCGGCUCUGAAGUUAUACCCGAUGUUGAGGUUAACCCAAAAGAUUUACUCACGGGACUAACUGCAUUGGUUUCCGAAUCAACAACUGAAUCUGUUCCAUUGAAGAUAUUUUUAACUUCAGAUUCACAAGGAACAACAGAUAUUCAAAUGGGUACUCUUACUACUACUAAAUCAUCGUCAAGUAAACAAUCUGUUGGUGAUUUUGUUGUCACAAGUGUACAAUCGCAAAAUAAUGAUAAAACUAAUCUGGAUGGUUCUAUUACUAUUAAUUUAGGAGGUUCAACUGACUCUCACAAUUUAACUUUAUUCAAAACUGUUUACAUUUCAGCAGAAAUUAAAAUCACUUCACUUGGCUCAGAAUGGGAUGAAAAUUUGUUGAAAAACGACGGUAAACUCAUUUCCUUAUUACCUUCAACCACAGGCUCAUUAUACACUGUUGAAUAUCAAUCAUUGAUCCGUGAAUCGAUUCCAUCCAAUGACGGUGCUUUAUUUGCCGGUACUAAAACCAGUGGAACUGUUUUGGUCCACAAAAAUCCAAAUGGAGUUUUAAGUCUAUCUGGUCGAAUAAUUUCUGGAAAAAUUGAACCAACAUCAGAAGAUCAGGCGGAAGAACUGGUUGAUUCAUUUUUAACUCUGAAUGGAGCUAAAUCAAGACAGUUCUUUAUUAAAGAUGAUGAAAUGGUUUCCAAAAAGUCAAAUUCAAUCGUAGAGCCCAACAUAAAGAAAUCAGAUAUCAAGUCAAAAUCAAAUUUGAUUUCUGGUGGAAGUGCAUUGUUUGAUUAUUUGGGUUAUUUAUAUCGCGGCCAUAAGUCACACCAUAAGGAAAAUAGUAGAUCUCAAUCAAAUCAUGGUUAUCGCCGGAAUCAUGAUUCAAGAAGGUGGCACGAAAACCAAAGAGAAGAUCCAUAUUCAUGGCAAUCAGAUGCAUGGUCAAACCAGCCAGGAUGGCGAUAUGACUACCAUUAUAAUUACGACUACAGAUAUGAAUGGCAUUGGAGAAAUUUUGAUGAGCCAUCUAAACAACCAGUUAGAUCUACGACCCAAGCACCAAGCCCAUCAACACAAAAACCUAAACCAGAGCCAGUGGUUGUUAGUACAACUUCAAAACCAUCAACUUCACCAUCAACACCAACACCUUUGGUAAUAACAACUCGUCAACCUGAAAAAGUAACUACACAGACACCUGAACCAGAAAAAUUAACCAUUGCACCGACAACGGAAACUCCUGUUGAACAAGAACAGGUGACAACUACUUCAAAACCAAUCUUCUCUGAAUUGACUGAACCUGAAUUACCUCCUCUGCCCAAAGGAACCACUGUUUCUGUUUGGAGUACAAAAAUAAUUCAAUAAUUUGAAUCUUUCUGUUCUUUUCUGUAUACAGCAAUCUUUCAGUAAUUAAGACUAAAUUUUUACUCGCUCAAGACUUGGAUUAAUAAUUAAUUAAAUUUGCAAGCAAUUAAAUUAUUA
Molecule: messenger RNA, 1786 nt
Organism: Tetranychus urticae (two-spotted spider mite)
Lineage: Eukaryota; Metazoa; Arthropoda; Arachnida; Trombidiformes; Tetranychidae
Source: RefSeq, a predicted model, not a curated record